AAGGUGCCCGACUACCCCUACGGGCCGUUCCGGUGGUACAAGCAGCGCAACUCGGGGCUGUACGGGACGUCCAAGAUCCAGUUCGGCAACACGGUGUCGGAGCCGCACAUGAUCAAGUCGGCGACGUCGUGGCGGCCGAACCGGCACACGAAGCGCCUCUGGAGCCCCGCCCUCAACAUGUUCGUGCGCACCCGCCUGACCGCCCACGUGCUCAAGACCGUCGACAAGCUCGGCGGCAUCGACGAGUACCUCCUCGGCACCAAGCAGCGGCGUGUCCGGGAGCUGGGCCCCGCCGGCUGGAGGCUCAGGUGGAAGGUCAUGCAGAGCGCCCCCGUGCAGGAGAGGUGGGCCAGGGAGAGGGAGGCCCUGGGCUUGCCGCCCAAG
Messenger RNA from Truncatella angustata, 384 nucleotides. RefSeq names its product ribosomal L28 family-domain-containing protein. NCBI's taxonomy places the organism in Eukaryota, Fungi, Ascomycota, Sordariomycetes, Amphisphaeriales, Sporocadaceae. The annotation marks the transcript as partial. The transcript has a single exon. Gene Ontology annotation, molecular function: structural constituent of ribosome. The record is from RefSeq and is a predicted model, not a curated record. Gene Ontology annotation, cellular component: mitochondrial large ribosomal subunit.